AUGGGGAGGGAUCCCAUCGAGUGGCGGGAGCUGGCCUACGCCGUAGCGCAAGAUGACGGGAUCGAACUGCUCGAUUCCAGGAAGGCGUCGCGUAUUACAAGGUGCAACACGACUCGCUGCACGAUUUGUGGAGAUGCAACGAAGCAUAACAUGCAGUACCGGCUUCUCGAGUGCACGUCGGCAGCGUGCUUGCAAGGCCGCUGUGAAUGGCGCGGAAAGGUCCUCACCUGCCCUACCACCCACAGAAUGACCGUGUAUGAAGCCGGUCGCCAUUGGUCAGAUGCAGCGUCGCCCCGACGCGUGAAACUUACAAGACAGCAGAAGAAGUAUUGUGGAGAGCUUGCUGCUCAGAGGGUGAAGCCAGUCCGCGUUCGUAAUGCGCUUCGAGUCCAAUUUGGUCUACAAGGGGAAUCGGUGCCACGAUUGCUCUCCAUUCAAAAUUUUGUCCACUACUAUUCAAAGACACAGCUUGGCUGCAAUGAUGACCACGAUGAAGUUGUGAAGAUUGUGCGCGAGAUGGCGUACCAAGAUGGCGCCGAUGACUUUCGACCGAUUACUUUCACGGAUUUCAAAACCCCCGAUGGUCUGCUUCACGUCGGUGAUGGCUCGGACGAGGAGCCUUUUGUCGCUGGAAUAACAACCCGGGCGUUGUUGACACGUUUGGACCGGGAUCCUUCAACGUUCAUCUUCCACAUCGACACAACGUUUAAGCUAUCUCAGGUGGGCUACCCGGUGUUGGUUAUGGGCAUAUCAGACCGCUCGCGCUCGUUCCACCUCGUCGCGUUCUUUAUCCUAUCCCAGCGUAGCGAUAGCGUCUACACUGCGGCCUUAAGUGCUUUCCGCGCUAUUUACACGGAUACUACAGGAAAGCAGAUUCGUCUAAAGUUUGUGAUGGGCGAUGCUGAGAGUGGUCAGCUGACCGCGUUGGAGCAGGGUUUCCGAGAUGACUCGGACUUCAUGUUCCUGAUGUGCUUCUUCCACGUAAUGAAGAAAGUUCAAGAGAAGACGAAGUGCCUCCCAGAUCGUGUUGCCAAUGGAGUACUCACCCAGAUCUAUGACAUGCAUUUUUGCUCAAGUUUUCCCGAGUUGGUCCAAGCCGCAAACUGUUACUGGAAGGAGUGGAAUGAGCGAAGUGAUCUCGAAGCGUUUACUGCCUAUUUCAAGUCUCAGUGGCUUGGUGCCCGAUUUUCGCGCUGGCAAUGUUGUUACACGGCGCCAGGGUUUGCCACUACCAACAAUCCUGUGGAAUAG
This is a messenger RNA of Phytophthora sojae, 1251 nucleotides long. RefSeq lists its product as hypothetical. The record is from RefSeq and is a predicted model, not a curated record. The transcript has a single exon. The coding region runs from base 1 to 1251 and encodes 416 amino acids. NCBI's taxonomy places the organism in Eukaryota, Oomycota, Peronosporomycetes, Peronosporales, Peronosporaceae.